CUAGUUUAGUUUUCGUAUCGCCGCGCGAGGCACAGGCCGCGCGCGUUCAGAAAAUUAAAAAAAGUUUGUUUUCAACGCCACAACGGCCGGUUUUUAAAAACAAAAGUGACAGUUGCCCCGUUUAACUAACUUUACAUCGGUUUCAAAAACAUUCGAACGUUAUAUUAGUGUUUGAACAAGGACGACUGUAGUGUUGUGUAGUAUGAUUUCGCAAUUAAAAUAAUACAAAAUGGAGGACGUUUAUACAAUUAAAGUGAGAACUAAGCCUGAUACGAGGAAUUCUUACCCUUCUGAACGAAGAUAUUCGGCGUCUACAGUAUCAGGGCUAGCUUGGGUGCAUUUGGCGUUAGCUGCAACAUCGUUUCUAUUAGCAUGUUUAGCUUUAGUCAACCCACACUCUGGAAUAAAGAGAAUAACUUUAAAUGAUACGGAUGAGCGAACUGUAAACAAAAGUGAGCUGAUAUUUAAUUUAACGGAAUCUGUUGAAACGAAUGAUAUUGAAAACAUAACCAAUGAAGAGCCUUAUGAUACAUAUGAAAGCAGCUACAUUUUAGUCUUAGCACCAACUUUAAUAACAGUUUUCGCAACGGCGGCCGGCAUUGCCUCCAUCAUGGCUUCAGUACGAUGGUACAUAGACAAUAAUAUAACCUGGUUAUUCAUAAUGUCAGUAUUAUCCACGAUUUUCGCAUUUGUAUCGUUCACAAUGAUCAUUGUCUGGUUUGUGACAACAUCGAAUACGGAUUUUUCGGAAUUUUAUAAAGAUAAAAUACCAUUUAAAGAUCAGUUGGUUGUAAGGCACAGUGAUGUGUUAAUUAAAAAUGAAACACAUCUAGUUAUUGCUUUAAAUCCGCCAAAAGCUGACGACGAAGAGGCGUAUGUAUUUACAAAACGAGUUCUAUCAAUAAAUAUCAUGAUAGCGGCUUUCUUAGAACUACUCUGGUCGAUUCUAAGCGUGAAAAUAUCCUUUAAAGGCAUGAGGACUAAUUAUAAAGAUGAUACAGAACCGAGGAGCAACUGUAUCUCAGUAGUAACUACAAUAAAAGGGAAUAACACGAAGAAAUUGCCAAGAAAUGCUAAACUUCUCCCUCCAAAGCCAGAUCUGAUCGAACACUAUCCAAGCCGAAAGAUAAAAAAGAUAUUCCUAGCGCAGAGCGAUAACGGUUUCUAUUUAAAAGAUCAGAAUACGAAAAAACAAGAAGAUACAAGUUCCGAAUUGUACAAGGAGAGAAUGAUGAACUUUUUAAAUCGCUGCGCUCCCUCGGAAGUGUCCAAUCCGGAACAGACCCCCAGUGUCCAAUCGGAAGCUCUAAAUACUAUACCGGAAGUUACUAAUGUACAAAUAAAUGAGCGGGCCACGCCGGUCAGCUGGGGAGACACGCCUGACCACACGAUUUACAACCAAAACAAUAUUAAUUUUGAAAGGAUUUUUAAUUUCGGAAAAGAGAAUACAGAAGAAACGAAUGAAAAUGAAAAUGUGCAAUAAAAGAGUGAAAAUAUAACACUGGACAUCGAAUUAAAAAUUAUGAAAGUUUCAUGUUGAUAAUAAGACUAAAACAACAACGAUUCUGAGAUUUUCUAAAGACGUAGAAAACGAAGAUUGAAGUAAAAAAUGUGCAUGAAAAGGUAAAAAAAUGUAAAAAGUACUGUUGAAAAUACAAACAGAACAAGUUUGAGAAGAUUUUCAAAGGGGAAAGCGAAGAAACAAGUGAAAAUGUGCAUAAAUAAGACGGUAAAAACGUAGAAAGUGUUGUGUUGUGGAGCGUUGGACUAUAAUUAUGUACUGCAGUCUUAUUACUCAUUAUGGCUUUGAAAUCUAGAAUUUGCUUGCGUAUUGCGGUGGCAAAAUAUUGUAUGGCUUUUUCUUGGGGUCUAUUAUGUUUUCUUAGUGCC
This is a messenger RNA of Cydia splendana, 1890 nucleotides long. RefSeq lists its product as uncharacterized. Bases 230 to 1483 code for a protein of 417 amino acids. The record is from RefSeq and is a predicted model, not a curated record. The transcript has a single exon. NCBI's taxonomy places the organism in Eukaryota, Metazoa, Arthropoda, Insecta, Lepidoptera, Tortricidae.